AAAUUCUUAAAUCUGAAAUAUUGUACACUUCUACAGAACUCAACAAAAUAAUGAUCCUCAAUGCAGGAAAAGUACAUCAAUAAAGCUCCAGUAUUCAAUCCACGACAGUCUAGGUUAAGAAACAUGAAGUCCGUACUGGUAAUAACCUCAAAUCAUCUGAUUGUAUGUAUACGUAUUGUGUGGUGACAAUUUAAAACGAAACAAUAUUUUUU
Messenger RNA from Acanthoscelides obtectus, 212 nucleotides. The record is from the annotation of a GenBank genome assembly. NCBI's taxonomy places the organism in Eukaryota, Metazoa, Arthropoda, Insecta, Coleoptera, Chrysomelidae.